Messenger RNA from Cebus imitator (Panamanian white-faced capuchin), 5097 nucleotides. It is a transcript of the gene KLHL3, whose product is annotated as kelch like family member 3. Lineage: Eukaryota; Metazoa; Chordata; Mammalia; Primates; Cebidae. The record is from RefSeq and is a predicted model, not a curated record. The transcript is spliced from 15 exons. Gene Ontology annotation, biological process: monoatomic ion homeostasis; protein K48-linked ubiquitination; renal sodium ion absorption. The coding region runs from base 466 to 2271 and encodes 601 amino acids. Gene Ontology annotation, cellular component: cytosol. Gene Ontology annotation, molecular function: protein binding.
AUAGCCUGUGGGGGCAGGGGAGGGUGUAGGGGCCGGUAUUUCUCGGGCUAGUGACGAACUGCCUGAUUCUUUGCAGCCUAGACAGAGGAGGAAGGAGCCCCGGGGGCAGGCUAAUCGCCUGGGCUGGGGAUGCCUGGGCAGAUGCAGAGGCAGCUGGAAAGGUGGUACCGCACCUUGGUUGCUGGAGCUGCCGCUGUUCCUAGGAGACCAAGGAGCAGCAAGCCUGCGGGGGAGGGGGAGCAAGUGGGUUGCUGCUUUUAGCAGCUGAAAGGGCUGCAGGGAGCUCUGGGUAAGACAUUUUCUGCUGCUGCUGCUUUUGCGGUAGAAGCUGCCACGAGUAAGUCAGAGGAAGGAGGAUUGAGAAGGGAGGAGGCUUCACUUGCAGCCAUGCUGAAUCACUGUUGCUGAUCAAAUCUCCCACUGGUCUGCUGGGAGAAUCAAAACAGAGCUAGGAUCCCUGGGUGCAUGCACAGUUUAGCAGCUACCACCCUGGCUGGGCCUCACACAAUGGAGGGUGAAAGCAUCAAGCUGAGCCCCCAGACUCUGAUGCAGGCUGGGGAUGAUGAGAAGAACCAGAGGACGAUCACUGUCAACCCCGCCCACAUGGGGAAAGCAUUCAAGGUUAUGAAUGAACUGCGGAGUAAACAGCUGUUGUGUGACGUGAUGAUUGUGGCAGAAGAUGUCGAGAUAGAAGCCCACCGUGUGGUCCUGGCAGCCUGCAGCCCCUACUUCUGUGCAAUGUUCACAGGUGACAUGUCUGAGAGUAAAGCCAAAAAGAUAGAAAUCAAGGACGUGGAUGGGCAGACGCUGAGUAAGCUGAUCGACUACAUCUAUACUGCUGAAAUCGAGGUGACCGAAGAGAAUGUCCAGGUGCUGCUACCAGCAGCCAGCUUGCUACAGCUUAUGGAUGUUCGGCAGAACUGCUGUGAUUUCCUGCAGUCUCAGUUGCAUCCCACAAAUUGCCUGGGGAUCCGUGCAUUUGCAGAUGUGCACACCUGCACUGACCUUCUGCAGCAGGCCAAUGCGUAUGCAGAGCAGCACUUUCCAGAGGUGAUGCUAGGAGAAGAGUUUCUUAGCCUGAGUCUGGACCAGGUGUGCAGCUUGAUAUCCAGCGACAAGCUGACCGUCUCUUCAGAAGAGAAGGUGUUUGAAGCUGUGAUUUCAUGGAUCAAUUAUGAGAAAGAAACCCGCUUAGAGCACAUGGCAAAGCUGAUGGAACAUGUCCGACUCCCUCUCUUGCCUAGGGACUACCUAGUUCAGACAGUUGAAGAAGAAGCUUUGAUAAAGAAUAACAACACCUGUAAAGACUUCCUCAUUGAGGCCAUGAAAUACCACCUUCUUCCUCUGGAUCAGAGGCUGUUGAUUAAGAACCCAAGGACCAAGCCCAGGACUCCAGUCAGCCUUCCCAAGGUCAUGAUUGUGGUUGGCGGCCAGGCACCCAAGGCAAUCCGCAGUGUGGAAUGCUAUGAUUUCGAGGAGGACCGGUGGGAUCAGAUUGCUGAGCUUCCCUCCAGGAGAUGCAGAGCAGGUGUGGUGUUCAUGGCUGGCCACGUGUAUGCUGUGGGAGGGUUUAAUGGCUCACUGCGGGUGCGGACAGUGGAUGUGUAUGACGGCGUGAAGGACCAGUGGACGUCCAUUGCCAGCAUGCAGGAGCGCCGGAGCACGCUGGGUGCGGCAGUGCUCAACGACUUGCUCUACGCGGUGGGAGGCUUUGAUGGCAGUACUGGCCUAGCAUCGGUGGAAGCCUACAGCUACAAGACCAACGAGUGGUUCUUUGUGGCCCCGAUGAACACGCGGCGGAGCAGUGUGGGUGUGGGCGUUGUGGAGGGGAAGCUGUAUGCUGUUGGGGGUUAUGAUGGAGCUUCCCGCCAGUGUCUUAGCACUGUGGAGCAGUACAACCCAGCGACCAAUGAGUGGAUAUACGUGGCAGACAUGAGCACCCGCCGCAGUGGCGCAGGUGUUGGAGUGCUCAGCGGACAGCUGUAUGCCACAGGUGGGCACGACGGGCCUUUGGUGAGGAAGAGCGUUGAAGUUUACGAUCCUGGAACAAAUACCUGGAAGCAAGUGGCAGACAUGAACAUGUGCCGGCGCAAUGCAGGGGUCUGUGCAGUGAAUGGGCUCCUGUAUGUGGUUGGAGGGGAUGAUGGAUCCUGCAACUUGGCUUCGGUGGAGUACUACAAUCCUGUAACUGACAAAUGGACGCUGCUUCCAACCAACAUGAGCACAGGGCGGAGCUAUGCAGGUGUUGCCGUGAUUCACAAGUCCUUGUGACCCAAAUUCCCACUGCCAGGAGGUGGAGGAAGGAGCAGGUGCUGCUUGUGACUCUGAACAGUAGGACCGUGGUGACUGACUGGAUUCAACUCACUGGGCAGGGUCUGUGCUGCUGUGAGAACUGCUCUCCUCUGACUUGGCAGACUGGUGUCGUUCGUCACCGUGUGGACACCGUUACUCACCCCCUGCUUCCCUGAGGUGCUUUGGCCUAUGCCCUGAGCAGGGGGUUCCUGACAGCCCCAGGCAGCACCUUUGGGCUUUGUUUUGGUAUUUCUACAGGGACAACACAGAACCUGGAACGUGUGUGUGUGUGUGUGUGUGUGUGUGUAUGUGCAGAACACGGUGUUUCUCUAAGUUGGGCGGUGAGCGUGUGUGACAGUCUACUGGAUUUCUUUACUACUGAUCCUUUCACUACGUUAAGAAUCAAAUCUCAGCGACAUCUCUUUUGGAUUUGCCCCAUGGGGACCCUGAGACUACUAAAGCUGCUUUCUUCUGAAGGUCCAGUUGGACACUCUGGGAAUGUCCAGAAAUAACCAGUGAGAGGGGCAGUUCUCUGGCCACGCCCACUUAUCUACUUGACCACUGCGACUUUGUCUGCAGAAGAGCUGGAGAAUUCUCAAAGCUGCACCGUGUCCUUCCUCUGUGUGCUAGAAUAAGGGACAAGUGGGGUUCCCUGUGAUUCUCAGCCAGCUGUUUUUCCUUGAGUUCUCCUCUAGGAAGCAGAUGAGAACUGCCCAGUCUUCAUGUCUAGGCUGUUGGUCUUUGAUGCCAUAGAUUCCAGGCCUGGGAGAUGUGAUGUCUCUUCAGCUGGGAAAACUAGCUCUUCAGAGAAGCCUCUGGUAACACACUGGAAAAAAAAUAAACAGGAAAAAAACAAACAAAAAACCAAAGUGGUAAGGAUUCAGCUCCUGCCUAUAACGGUCUCAGAGAAGGGUCCUACUUUUAGGUUUUCCCAGGACAGGACAGUCCCCAUUUAUACUUAUUAUCCAAGCUUAAUUAUUCACAGCACCCCAUUUUACUCUCAGAAGUGUCUGGUUUGGAGGAUAAAUAAGAGGUCACCCUCCUCCAAACCCAAAGAUAGAUUUGUCCCUGUGUUAGAUAGGGUUGUAUGUGAUUCAGAUGGACGUUGUUUGACUUCAAAGGAAUAUACCACUAGAGCUGGCCCUUGGCGCUUUGUGACAGUGGUCAAGUCUGUCUUAUGUCCUUGUCUUCUUUUUCCUGUGCUUUCCCCGUAUUCCAGGGUGUGCACCCUCUCCCCAACCCCUAAGGACCUCCACUCCUACUUUCCCCAUGGGGUAGGAAAUAAUCAGUGGGCCCUGGAUUUGAGGCCUCCUAAGGGGUGCUUGCAUUUUAAAAAAGGAGCUUGAUGAGAGCUUUGCUAAUUCACAGGUAAAAAUUAUUAAUGAUAGAACUUCAGGCAUCUUGAGGGGUGGGCAUUUGAAGGUGUAUGGAGUAAUUUGUAUUUAAAAAAACCUUAAAAGUUGUGCUGUUCCUAAAUUAGCAAAUUGCUUAUGCUGGAAUUUGUGGCAUAAGCAGGGGAAGUCUUGUGUCUGGAGAUUAGUCUCAUACCUUGCAGUCUGGGACACCCUCCUUAAUGUCAGAAUCCACCUACAGGAAGCCAAGGAACUGCAUAAAUGUUGAUAUUGGACUUCCGAUACGACUGGGCUACUUCCAAGCAGGCACUGCGGGAGAUUGGCAUCCCCUAUCCCCUGCAGUGAGAAACCCAGGAGUCUUCCCAGCCAGUGGGCCACUUUGUGCAUUUACUAUAUAUUUAUUAUGCCCUAAAUGUGCAACUCUCCUAAAGACAAAACUUCUCUUUCUGAUGUUAAGCACAUGUUACUUCAACAAGAUGCUUGGAGAACAACAAGUUGCCCAGAAUUUUUAGAAGCCUUCGGAAGAGGCUACAGUAUCCAGCUUUGGUGGACCUGGAAGAAAUGUCUCCAAAGGAAACAAGGCAUGCUUUAGUUGAGUGGGAAUGACUGUGGCUUCUGAACUCGACCUGGCUGUGGGUUGGAAGCUGAUGGGUUAAGCUUUUUGUUCUAAAUGUCCUUUCUCCUGCUCUGAAGAAAUUUUGAGACUCGUUUGGGUGUGUCUGUGUGAUGGGGAUGAGGUUGGGGUUGGGAUCUGAUGAAUGCCAGUCACAGAAGCUCUCAAUUUCAGGUGAUAGGUGAAUUCCCUGCCCUUCCCCACCACUGAGAAGCUAGAUUUUCAUGCUGGUGAGGUUAUUUUUUAUGUGUCAUCUUCCCGAGGAAGGCUCCCUCCACUGAAAGCUAGCCAGUCAUGUUUUCUGCUUUUGGAUUUUUGCAAUUGGUUUCACCUCACGCCUUCCUUCCUACAAAGCACUGCCUCUGCUCAGUGCGCUGCUAAGGCUGUGUGCAUUUCACCCUCGUGUGUCCUUUCUCACGGGGACCAGAACACUGGUACGUCAUCACCAAAGCCAAUCUGCUCUAGCUGCCCACAGAUGCCACCCAAAACCUGCUAUCUCUUCAUCACCAGGUACGAUUCUCUUUCCUCAGUGGACACAGCAGGCUAUUUUGUAGUUUGUGUUGGUCACAUGGUAGACGAAGCCUUUUCCUGCCCCCCUUAGGGUGGCCAUGGCUGCUUGUGAAUGCAGCUUUGCCAGUGGAGUAUCUGUCAUCUGAUUGCGGUGGUGAAAUGGAAUUGAGGCCCAAGGUUAGAAGCAGCCGAGAUGCCACCUGGAUACUGAUUUAAACAAUGUAGAAGUCAGAUUCUGAAUUCCAAAGUGAUUUCUCCUAAGUACCCAAUGACAUCUCUCCAUCUACAAAGUUGCAGUAUUAUGCAAAUGAAAGUGACCUCAUUUUCUGC